This is a messenger RNA of Gallus gallus (chicken), 22171 nucleotides long. It is a transcript of the gene SH3TC2, whose product is annotated as SH3 domain and tetratricopeptide repeats 2. Bases 2488 to 6588 code for a protein of 1366 amino acids. The record is from RefSeq and is a predicted model, not a curated record. Gene Ontology annotation, cellular component: recycling endosome. Gene Ontology annotation, biological process: regulation of intracellular protein transport; regulation of ERBB signaling pathway. Gene Ontology annotation, molecular function: protein binding. NCBI's taxonomy places the organism in Eukaryota, Metazoa, Chordata, Aves, Galliformes, Phasianidae. The transcript has 19 exons.
GCCGGAUGGAGCGCGUUCCCCUGUGCGGAGCAGCGCCUUCGGGCUGCAGGGCGCUGCACACAGCAGGAGCUGCGCUGCAGGUGCCCAUCACAGCCUGCUUGCAGCAGGUGGAAGCAGGAACAGGAGUGCAGGAAUGAGGAAAUGCCCCCACCGCACUCUGCCCUGUGCCCGGCAGCACUGCUGGUGCCGGGGGGGGUCUCAGAGGGUGGGGGAGGAAAGUACGGCUCUGCCUGGCAUCGAGCAUCAAAACCACGGAAGAGAAGUUUGUUUGACCUGAAACAAAUCGCUCCGUCGCGUUUGUUUGCUUUGUCCCUGCUGCCGUCAGGCUGGGGCUGAUUUCCUUUUUCUUUCAGGUUCACUUCUAGAGCACGAAGUGAGAAGAAGCAGGGAGGCUUCAUUUUGAGCCUGCCACGGAAUGGUCAACUUCUGCGCGCUCCCCAAAGGAAACGGGAAUGUUGGAAGAGAUUGUUAACCCUUCUGUUGUUUACGAUGUGGCACGGGAUUAGCAGUGGGGCUCCCCCCAGAGCCCGCGCCCCACCGGCGUGCCGGGCGGAUUAUGGCAGGGCAGCGUGCUGACCUCUGCUCUGCUGGGAAACGGAGGCUCCCGAGAUGAUAAGUGGCUCUGGGAAGAAAUUCCUUUCCCCACGUGAGGGAGUGGCGGCGCUGGGCACGUCUGCACCUCUGCACACACGUGGGGACCUGACGUGGAGAGGUGGGAGCUGAGGUUCUGCGAGGAGGACACGGUGUGGGGCCCUGCAGAUCAGGUCAGUAUGGGGCAGGAUGGGGCAGGACGGCCAUACCUAGCUGGCUGGGUGCUGGCCGGCUCCAGCUGAGCAAACACAGCUGGGAAGCAGUUCUUGCAGGUGCCUGGAGCAGCUCGGUGCAGGGGCACAUCAGUGUGGAUCCAUACUGGGAUUAUUAGUCCUGAUGGAGUUUGAGGUUCAGGUAUGGGGGUUGUGAUCACACUAGAGAGGAAUAAGUUUGUCUGAGGUCUUUCGUAUGCAGGAACCAGUAGGAGAAUGAAAGGAGAAAUCACACCAGCAGUCACUAGAUCUAGCCAAGUGGAUUUGGUGCCAGGAGGGUGCAGCUGUCAGACAGCCCCAGAGACUGGCAGUGCUGCAUCCCUGGGUGAGGGGGGCUGGGCAGCCCCUCCCUCCCACUCAGUGCCCUGGGAGGGACACACGGCCGGCAGCAGCACUUGCUGGGGCUGCACAGAGAGGGGAGGCCCCGGGGGUCAGCAGUGGGCUGUACCGGAUGGCAUCCCGCAGCACUGCUCUGCAGCCUCUCCUAAGCUGGGAGGCUGUGAUGGGAUCAGCAGCACUGAGGGCUGUGUAUGAGUCCCGGUGCUACUGAGGCACAGCACGAGAGUGCAACGGGAGCGGUUUGGGCUGCUGGCCAAAAGGAAAAUUACAUUCCAGGUCAAACACGAGGUUAACCUUUACCUGUAAAGGGGUGGGUUUGGUCCUUAAGUUGUCUAGAUAAACUUAAAAGCACAAAGAUUUCAAAACAACGUCGUUGUUUGAGUAUUGUCCUCUGCGCAGAAGGAUUUGUCAGUAAUUUAUGAAUAGAUAUUGCUAAAACAAACAGCACCAUGGGUGAAGCAACAAGACUGUUAGAGAAGAGGUGCCUUGUUGCAGCCCCAAACCAGCAGCGCCUCACUGCACUGCUGUGCCUGGCAUCACACAGACCUGAGCUGUGCGUGUGGAACCCGGGCACUCUGGGAGCCCUACUGGGAGCUCAGAUCCUCCUCCAGCCCUCACAGUGUCAGCGCAUCUCUAGGUCGACUGCAGGAGUUUUCUAAAUCUGGAGCUUUUUGGGACGUGGUGCAGCAGGAGCGGGCGGCCUCCUUGCCAGGGGCAGAGCGUGUCCCAGCCGCUCACCUUCGCGCCGGUCCUCCUCUGCGCUGGAAGGAUCAGUUCAGUGUUGGCAUGCUGGGAAAUAACAGCGGUGCUUUGCAGCCUUGCAUUGAGGGCUGCAGCAGGGAGGGUGAGAAGGAUGGUUGGCAGCCCCAGUGUUUUGGUGUCUGGGAGCGCCAGCGGUGCUGCAUGGCAAGCAGGGCACUGCUGUGGUGGCAAUCAGCCCAUUCCUAAAGGAAAAGUGCAUCCCUAGAAGCCCAUUCUGCCUGUGACUUAUCUCCCUAGGCCUUCUUUUGUGGUGUUUUUUUUCUUUCAUGCAGGGGCUGUAUUGACCUUUCCCAGGGAUGCUCUGCACAGCUCUGCAGCCCAUGGCGCGCUGAGGCCACCCAGCGGGUUCUGCUGCUGUAGCCUGGUGAGGGUCAGUGUGUAUGAGCAAAGAGAGAGCCAGAAUCCACCACGGGCAGCCCAGAGAGUUCACAGCCACCUGAUCGUUCCUCCUGGGUUCGUGCUGGGGUUCAGACAGCUCUGCUGAUCCACAGACGAGCCCCACCAGCCCCGAGCGAGCCGGCUCUUUGUGCUGCGGAGACAAGUGGCUCGCUGGGCCAUAGCUCUGCUCACAGAGCUGAAGGCAAUGCAGGAGCGGAUGGAGGGGGCUGGAGGAGCUGCAGGUGGUGCCAGCAGCACAGCAGCAGCCUGCCGGCUUGGGGCUGGUGGCGAUGCUGGACACAUGGGCUGCUGCUUGGGGGCCCCUUGGCACCAGGACCUGGCCCUGGGGUGCACAGCUGAGGAGUGUGAGUCCUGCUGCCCCCACUCGCCCCUGCUCCUGCCACGCUGGGACAGCCUGCAGCACAGCACAGCCGAGCGCCGGGGACGAUGGUGGUGGGAGAAGACCAUGGCAUCAGGCAAGGCAGGUGCAUCAGAGCCAAGCAGCCCAGCUGAGGCAGCGGAAGGCUCCCCAGACCCCUCCUCAGUGCUGCUGGCAGCUGGGGAGGACUUCCCACCAGAGAUCUCACUCUUCUUCUCCAUUGAGAGCCGCUCUUCGCGGUGCCGCAAUGCCCAGCUGCAGGAAGCAGCCAGAAGGAAGUUGUGGGCCUUGGAGAGUGACGACAGAGAUGUCUGCGCUCUGUUCAAGGAGCUGUCAGCCAGGCUGCUGUGCAUACAGGCACAGGAAGAUCGGUUCCUCCUCACUUUCAAAACCCUGGAAGAAGUCUGGAAGUUUUCCACUUAUCUGACUUUAGGCUAUGUAGGCCGCUGCUUGGAGCAGCUUCUCUUUGAGCAGGAGUACUGGCUGAACUGUGCUCUGGUGGAGGACACGGAGAUCAGAGUGUCCAUGGAUGAAAAUCGCUUGGCCACCAUAUACCUGGGUCUGCUGCUCCAGGAAGGUCACUUUUUUUCCAGAGCAGUGCCUGGUGUGUGCCAGCCAGGGGGGGAGGGACAGGAAGGCCUGCAGCUCUGUAGGAACGAGCUUGUCCACGUGAAGAACAUCGGAGGGGAGUCCAAAUGGGAAGGGAUGUCCUUGCUGACAGGCCAACGAGGCCUGGUGCCUGUGACUGCCCUAGAGCCAGUAUCUCACCCAUUCUACCAGUGGUUCCUGAAGAAUUACGCCAUGAGUUUUGGCAUCUCCCAGGAGAUCAGUGGGACAACCUCCCAGCCGAUUGCCAAAGGCAAGUGCACAGCCACAGCGGACCACAGAGGAGCAGCAUGGGAUGAACUGAGUUUCUCCAAGGGAGACAGCAUAGAAGUCGUCGGCUUUUUCCUUCCAGGACUCCCAUGGUUUGUGGGCAGAUCUCUAAGCAGUGGGAACAUCGGCUUUGUCCCAGUGCGAUUCGUAAAUGCUGAGGCUUGUGAACCUCUAGAAAAGGGAUUGGUGUUUCUGAGCGAAGAAGAAAACUUGCCCUUCCUGCGCAUGCCCUGCAAUGGUGGUGAGCAGCACUUUGCCACUCUGCUCGGAGAGCUGGCACGCACUGACAUCACCUCUGUGUACCGCCUGGAUGGUUUUGAACCCACAGCCAUGUUCCCAAAAGCGCCAUCAGAGGCUGUCGCCCGUGGCUGUAAGGACACCCAGCUGCUCCAGUCCUGGGAGGAGAUAAACAGCUUGGUCACAGCUAGCACAUCAGAGCAGUCCAGCCCAGGGAGUGAGUCAGCCCCUGCUACAUGGGAAGAUGUUCUCCUGGACAAGCUGAAUGACUUUGAUGAUCCCAAGUUCUUCAUUGACCUGAAUGCUGGACACAUGGAAGAUGCUGAUGUCUUUGAACCCAUAUUGACCUUCCUUAACCAAGACAGUUAUAUGCCCUGUUUUCAAAGCCUCUAUGAUCUCAGUUUCUCCUUUCUCAACUCCACUUUUUAUGGUUUCUCUGAUGAGGAUGAACUGGUCUUGUACCUCGAGACAUCCAGGAACUGGGCCAAGAGGACUCACUCAGUUUGGGCCCAUGUCAGGCUCUGUUUCCUCUUGGGUAAGCUCUGUAUGAAAAAAGUCAAGUUCUCCCAGGCUCGAGUCUAUUUUGAGGAAGCCAUGAGCACCCUGGACAGGGGCCUUGAGGACCUGCCCCUGCUGGCUGCCUUGCACGUGAACCUUGCUUCCAUCUACCUGAAACAGAACAUGAAAAACAAGUUCUUCUCCUUGCUGGGAAAAAUGGUGGCCUUGCUUGUCUGCUUGCCUGGCCGCUCCUUCAGCUCUGAGCACGAGCUGAGGGUCAUGAUGUACGUCCUGAGGGAGGCCAUUGUUGUGGGGAACGCUCCUCUGGAAGCACGGGUCUGCUUCCUGAUUGUCAAGCUCUUCCUCCAGCUGGGGAAGAAUGAUGAAGUGCUACCCUUUAUUGAGCAUCUUCAAUGUCUCUGCACCACUUCACUCAGCCAGGACACUAGCGCUGUGCUGCUGGAUGCCACCCCCAUCCUGAGCUAUCUGUAUGACAAGAAGUACUUGCCAAACAUCGCGCUUGCCUCUGCCAGGUCUUUUGUUCCCAGUGGCAUCAAAGGGGCAGCAACACCCAUUUGGAAAGCUGGCUUCAUCCUCCAAAAUAUGUCCAAGCUCCUGGGAAGCCAGCUGGAGAGGAGCAGCAUCCCAGCCCUGGCGUGUUCCUACCUCAAGCAGGCACUGCACUUCUCCUGUGAGAGCAGAGCAUUGACCACCCAGAGGAGUCUGUGCACCGUUUUGUCCCGGAUGUACCUCCAGCACGGUGUGCUGGAUGGGGCGGUGUGCUACGCAGCCCAGGCUGUGGCCUUCAGCAGGCUGAUAGGCGAGGAGGAGGCUUUUGAAUCCUCCCUCUCUCUGGGGUGGAUGUACCUUCUGAGCAGCCAGUCAGGCCCGGCUGCAGACAUCAUGGGGCAGCUCUUACAUUCCCUGCACGGGACGGACAGCGUGACGCAGGGUGGAGCGGUGCACAACCUCCUCGCCAUCGCUCUCAAAGGAGCAGGGCAGGUGCAGAAGGCCGCAGAGAACUACCUCCGGGCACUGCACAAAGCCAAGGAGACAGGGAACAAGAGGAACCAGGCUAUCGCCCUGGCCAACCUGGGGCAGCUGAGCCAGUCGCGUGGAGCGAGUCAGCUGUCUGAGCUCUACCUGCUGCAGGCUGCCCAGCUGUAUGCUGAGCUGCAGGGCAGCGAGGAGCUGGAGCUGGAGUCGGUGCAUGUGAUGCUGUGGCUGGCACAGGCCAUGGUCAGCAGGCAGAGGAUGGAAGAUGGCAAACUCUGUUAUGAACUUGCACUGGUUUUCGCCCUGAAGUGGCAUAACGUGAGGAGUCAGCUUCACGUCACUGAGGCUCUUUGCCAUUUCUACAGCCAAGUGUGCCCCAGCCUCCAGGCCUGCAUUACCUACCACGAGCACCGGGUCUCUUUGGCACAGAAACUCCAGGACAGAGAGCUGGAAGGCAAUGUCCGGCAGACCCUCAGCCAGCUUUACCAGGCUUUGGGCACCCCUGAGGCUUUGAGACAGUCGCUGGACUGCACCAAACAGAGUCUGAGGAUCUUCAUUGACCUCGAGGAGACUGGCAAGGCAGCAGAGGCCUGGCUGCAGGCAGGAAGGCUGUAUUAUCUCAUGCAGGAAGACGAGCUGGUGGAGAUGUACUUUCAGGCAGCGAUUGAGACUGCUCUGAAAGCUGAGAACUUCUCCUUGGCCAUGGAUCUCUACGAAAAAGCAGGCGAUAACUUUUUUAAUGGCACCCGACACAGAGAUCAAGCAGUGGAGUUUUAUAGGGGUGGUGCAGUGCCCUUGGCCAGGAAACUACAGGCCAUUCAGACAGAGCUGCGGCUGUUCAAUAAGCUGACGGAGCUGCAGAUGGGGCUGCAGGGCUAUGAGAAGGCGCUGGAGUUUGCCACGCUGGCAGCCAGGCUGAGCAUCAGGGUGGGAGAUCAAUUGCAAGAGCUGGUUGCAUUCCACCGCCUGGCUACCGUCUACUAUUUUCUGCAGAUGUAUGAGAUGGCUGAAGAUUGCUACCUGAAGACACUCGCCCUGCGUCCCCCUAUGCUGCAGUGCUCUGGAGAAGCCCUGUACUAUUGUAAGGUGUAUUGCCACCUUGGCAACCUGACCCUGCACAAGCUGAAGGAUGAACAGGACGCAGCAGCCUAUUUCCUCCUGGCCCUCGCUGCAGCCACCGAGUUGGGAGAUGCGGAGCUGCAGAGCCUCAUUGGUGCCAAACUGGCCAACAUCCCCAGAGCCCCGCGGCGACCCGUGGACAUGCCGGGCUGUGCCACGUACCGGGCCAGGUGGCUGAGUGAAGGAGGCCACGUUGUCUGAGCGAUAGACGUGUCGCCACGGGACGUGCACAAUCCGUGUGCUCUCCAGGAGCAGCAGUCAGCAGACGUCCUGCCACCAGCAGCGUUUUGGUUUCUUGUGCCCAUCAGAUGAGGGACUUGGGACCCUGCCCACAUUUCUCGGGCACAGGGCUGUGCAGGCGGCGCUGCGGGCAGAGCGGGGCAGGAUGAGGCCCCGGCAGCUGGUGCUGGAGCAGGAGUGCAGCUGUGCGUGAUGGGGAUGGUAACAAGGUGCUGCCCGUCCCCACCUGGGCCUCUGACCUGAGCGUGUUUUAACUGGAAUAGCAGCUCUUUAUUUAUCCUGGCUGUUUGCUGGGCUGUCUGCUCCGUGCGGGUCUGUGCCCCACGCUGUGACACAAAGCACCGCCGCCCUCCGGCAGGGAAAGGGACGGGAAAACGCGGCGUCGGGGGCUGGGAGGGGAAGGCCGGCAGGAGGCAGCGAGGCGGCCGCUCACCGCCAGGGAGCAACCGAGCCCCGCGUUUGCAGCUCGGACCCAAAGCCGAGCGGCGCUCCGGGCGCUGGCAGCCCGCUGGGGCUUCCCAGAGGGACCUGAUGCAAAGCGCCCCGACUGACUUACGUGGCUCACUGCUUGUAAAUGCUGAACGCAGAACAUUUAUUUCCUCACUGCACUUUGAAAACGCUGAUUUCGUUUUCCCCCUUUCAAACCCUGUGAGCAUCUGGCAUUGGGGCAGUGAAUAUACGGCAGCUUUAUCGUACGUUUCAGUGAUGCCAUUGGAGAACCUCAGCCCUGUGCUCAGAAGAGGUAAAUCUCUGUCCCAUGUGAAAUACAGUGAGGUUUUGGGGGAGGCAGUGCAAGGAAUCCCUCUGGCUCGCUCCAUGGGCUCACAUCAGGUGCCCGGUGCUCACCCACAUCGGCCAGGAUCUGCACAGCUGCAUUGCAGCCCAGCUGUGCACACAUCAGGUGCUCAGCACUGGCCUUGGGGACCCUGAAAUGAUGCCCGAGGUCACCGCGAGGCUGCUGGCCAAGCACCCUCUGGGGUCCUACUUCCCUGGGGUUUCAGUGCCGGUGCAUUGAGCAGUACAGCACUGUGGGACAGGAACUGUGCAUGGGGGCACAGCUGUGUGGGGCCGUGCCCUCACAGACCCACACUAAAGGCGGGUCACUUUCUGUUGAGCACCAGGGAGAAAAUAAGGGCUUUCUUUAAGCACAGAGGGUCCGUGUUUCAGCUGGUCUAAAUCAGCUAACCUCCAUGGAGUCAAACUUGCAGGGAUUGUAGGUCUGGCCCACCGUUUUUAACCAAAUGCGUGAUCUUUAAAUCACAGCAAAUGAUUCUGUGGUGCCUGGGGGAAAAGGAGACUCACUCCUUGAGAACAUCCCAUGAAACACCAUUUUCCCUCUCCUUCAUCCACCAGCUCUCUCCUGCACAAAGCUGGUCACACACGCUGACACAGAGGCUCUGUUUUCCCGGUGGGAUGAGAAGUCAAGGUGGCUAGUACUAAUUAAACAUCAUAGCAACACAGUGAAACUUGGUGCUUACCAGCUCCUGUGUCUGAACCCAAGGGAAGGCAAGGAUCCAGUGCUCCUCCAGCCACAGAGGAGACUUGUCCUUGCCUGGAGAGAAAUGUCAAGGAGAAGUAGAUGCUUUGGGGUCUUUAUGCCAGCGGAGGUGACCUCACUUGAUGGCUCAGGUCCUGGAGCAGCUGGGCUGGGGGUUAUCAUCCUCUGCCCCUCCUGGGUGGGUUGGCAUGAUAACCAUCACCCCUGGGCCACAGGGCUGGGAGCUGGCUGUCUUUUAGGCACACCGAGGAGAAGCCAUGUGUGUGUGCAGAGCACAGUGACCAUGCAGGAGGUGCGCACCCCGAGGUGCUGCAGGGCACAGAGGCAGAUCAGAGCUGUGGUGGAGGAGCUGGGCUGUCAAUGUCCAUCCUAUAGGCACUGGCCACCAGAGCCCAGCCCUCCUUCAUCAGCAUGAAUGCCAUUAUGGGCAGACAGAGGAAAAAAUAGGGGAAAGGGUGGAUCAGGUCUCCUCACAUCCUCACAUUCAGUGAGUGCUUCUGAAGGAACCGCCAGCAUCAGCACUGCCAGCCACAAUGCAAGCCCACGUAAAGCCAAAGUUGGCUGUUUGGUGCCUCAGGGGGCCAUUUAAAUCCUGGAAUAAAGAGGGACUGGAUUUCUUUAACAUAUGCUCAUUCUUGGGCAGUGGAAAUACCAUGACGAGAAUAAUUCCUGGCUUUUCGUAGCUCUGGUGUUAGCCUCCAGAGGCACUAGGAAAAAAAGCAAGCAUUUGUAACUGCAAAUAUAGAUAUGGACAGGAGCAUAAUGAUAGCUGGAGUUAUUGGGAUUAAUCGGAAAGUACUCUUUCUUGCAGAAAUACAACACCCAGCAGUAAUAACUGCUACGAGCAGGCACCUUUCAUCAUUCCCUCAUUGCACAGUACUGCAAAUCCUCACUGCCUGUUCUAGGUGGAGAGACCUUCCUAUCCCCAGCUGUACCAGGCACAGCCUUCACCCACUGCCAGCCUCAGGUCCUCAUGGGACAGUCAUGGGGUAGAAAACCUCUGAGUAUGUCAGGGUCCAACAGUUGGGUGGGGGAGCGCUGCUGCUUGGAAGUCUGCACUUCACUGAUGGGGGUAGGAGCCAUCUCUCCCCUCCCAAGGGCCUGCACUUGCCCCCUGACCCCGACCUUAACCCUAACCAAAAUAACCAACCCCAGCUGACCCUCCUGCAGCCCUGAUGGGAGCACACUGUGGCUUGGAGGGCUGUGCUGGAGCCCUGUGCUCACUGUGCAGCUGGGGAUGCCGUCCGUGGACGGGGCAUCACUUAUCAGCCCCAGAUGAUAGCAGAGAAGUGCUGCCGGGCACAUCCUGCUGCCAGGGCUUGUCAGGAUGUGGAGGAGCAGUGUCUGGGUCAGAGGCAAACCUGAGCUCUCCUCAUCUCAGGGGCAGCCGUGACUGUGCAGACAAUGUCUUUCCGCGUUGCUUGGAAAAGCAAUGAGAUGUUGGUAAACACCAGCUGUUCUGCUGAGCGGGGCUGGGCGAAGUGUGCAGGCUGGGCAAUUUAGAUUAAAAAUCAGUUAUUUACACAGCAACCUGCGUUUUUUGUUUGGUGGUAAAUCGGGAUCAUAAAUAUCCACGCUGGGGGGUGUGCUUGAGGUUAGUGCUGGGAUGCUGUGCAGCAGCCAGGAGUCACUCACUGUGACUACAUGUCCUUGGGUAAAGCCAUGGACCUCCAUACAGUGGCAAGGCAGGCAGGGUGCAGCAAUGCUCCCGGCUCUCCUCAUAGCUCCCCAGCUCAGCACGGUGUCCCACCAGCCCUGGCUCCUCGCUGGGAGGAAACCCGGCAGCACGAGGCUCCCUUGUCACAGCAUAGAGACAACUGUAGGAAACCACGCGAGCGCCAACAAGUCCCGUCACACUGCAGGGAGCAGAGAGGAAAAACAGAUCGGGAUUUGGCUGCCAUAGAGCCUGCUGGGAUGCAGUCCAGGAACUGGGAUGAACACAAGACAAUUAGCCCCUGAGCACCAGAGAGGUGCUGGAGAAAGGAAGAAGAAAUUCUUACUUAACCAGCACACAAAGGGACUUUGGUUAUGGAGUGGACUGUUACGGAGGGCUACUUUAGUUUUGUUUAUCUUUCUUCUUUUCCUUUGCACCUGCUCUGACAGUGGCAUUGGGACCAUAAAAGAACACAUGGACACACAGGGAGCGAUGCUGCGGCACUGAUGGUGCUUAUGUUGAAUUCUGCCCGAGGCAACUCCAGCUCCUUGCAGCUGGUUUUCCACUUGCAGCAUGACCUUCCCCCAUUGCUGCCCAAAAUUUAAGUCAUGUUUGAUCUGAGCAUUAGUAUAAUAUUCAUCAGGUUUAAAAAAUUUACUCUAAUGAUUUAGAAAGGAUUUGCAAGAGUUCCCAAAUACCUCCUGUGUGUCAGGGCUGUGUUCUGCUAAAAACUCUGCCAGGCUCUUCUCCAACCCAUUCACAGCUGGGCAGGCCGUGCUGGAGCAUCACUGAAGUGCAAGGAACCUGCAGGGACACUGUGUGUUCCUCCUGGUGACAGCACAGCCAAACUCAACGACAGUAUCACUGCCUUUGGACUCAUCUCGCUGUCCUCUGAGGCUGUCAUCUGCUGCAAGGUAUUUUGCACUACAGGAGCUCCAGUCUCUGAGGGUGGCAGGACAUGUCCUGACAUGCGGCACUUCUCUACCAGCCCUGUUUUCCUUUGGCACUCUGCUGAACUCCUACCUGAACUUUGGGAUCCACACCAUCUCCUCUCAAAUCUCCUUGGCAGUUCUCAAGAAGUGGGGGCAUUUCUCCCCCCACAACGGCCAUCAUGAUCAAUUAGUAGCCAUGAGCCCCUGCAGGGCCCCCUGUUGUUUAGGGUGGUUUGUCCUCAGCUUCUUUCCAACCCUGCCUUGAAAACGAACUCAUAACUACUUUUUGGCUGCCAUUUGCCGCUGUGGUUCCAGUGCUCUUCUCGGAUUGGAAAUCUCUUGAUCUUGCCUAUCUGUUGUGUUUUCAUUUGGGAAGCACAGAACAGAUAAAGAGACACUUAGGCAAGAAUGUCUCUUAGAUACUUAAAAACCCAAGUGGUCUCUGAAUGGACAUCUGGCAACUUGCAUUUGCUGUUGGCAGGAAGGCUGCUGCCUUUGGAAGCCAGCAGGUGUCCUUUGGAUGGAGCUGCGAUCACUGGAUGUCUCACGGUGCUUUUAUCCAAUCCCAAAUCUGCUCCUGCCUCUCCUUGAAGGGCUGUGGUGGAUGGUGCUCCAGUGCCCAGCCCCAGAAUGUCACAUACACGAUGCUGUCCUGCAGCCUGGCUGCUACCAGCAGCUCUCUUCUGUUCACACCUCAUGCUGAGUUUGUGACCCCACCUCUGUUUGGUGGAGAAAGAAACGCCAUAGGAAGGACUGUAUGCUGGCUCCACAUCUCCGUGGGCUUCCCUUUGGGCUCUGCAGGCUGAUCUGCACAGAGAUGCCUUUAACUCACCUGGACCUUCAUUUCUCUGUGCAAAUGCGCAUCACCUGCAGUGCCACCUGCGGGCACAACCCAAACCCCUCAGUCAUGGCUGUGACAGGUUAGCUCCCUCCUUUGCUUUUCUGCUCUGCAGGCUUCAGGUUAACAACUCAUCUUGUCGUGCUGUCUGUGCAGGCACUGAUGUGUGUGCACAUCAUUUUCUGUUGUCAUGUUUCCCCCCAGCACCACCCACAGGCCUUUCUUUGCGGUUCCCUUUCCCUUCUGCCUUUUAUCUCUGCAGGAUCUCCUGGAUGCAUUUCGGAACACGGGAGGUACAGUCACUGCACACCCACUCCCUGCACGCUGGCUUUAUCCAUGGGGUUGCAUGGCCUGAACUGCACAGAAGGAGAGGACAAUGGGACAGAGAGCUCAGCGGUAGGGGAACGUGUGGAGAGAGAUGGGAGGUGUGCUCGGGGGUUUGGGCACACAGAGAUGUGGGACAGACAAAAUAGUGAAAAGCAGCUUUUUGGAAGGCUGUUGCCACCACCCCCAGCCCAGCCUUGUGUAAGCACGUGUGCUCCCCACAGUGCCUUUAGAAAUCCCCAAUUUUUUCUCAUUAUUCAUGUUUUUAUCAAAGUUAAGGCUUACAGUUACCACCCCUGGGAUACUGCAUGUGUUCCUCCUUUGGCACAAAGCUCCUGCUUCAGCCACAGCCACCUUUUGGAAAGACAUCCAUCCUGCCAUUAGAACUACUGGUGAAUCACUUCAUCCCCAUGGAUGCCAUUCUGCUGUUUAAUUACUCACCCUGCUUCCCACUCUGAAGUUGCCUCAUUUCAGUUUCCAGGCUCUGGAUCUGCCUGUGUUUUCAGCUACUCACUGAAGCCCCUCUUAUCAUCACAAAGCUUUUUCUGAGCUGGCAUUUGUAGGCUGUAAUCAAGUUACCCACCUGUCUCCUCUUUCAAAGAAAACAGAUUGGGUUUCUUUAAUCUGCCCCCUGCAAACCCAGGUGAGCAGAGGCUUUUUUAUUUUCUCAUGCAUGCUAUACACCCUGGCUGUAAGAGCUGCAAGUGUCAUUUGUGUACUGAGAGAGCUGCUGAAAGAGAGGAGAGUCUGUUCUGCAAACUGCAUUUGCAGGGGGGUCACAGGGGAUGCUGGGAGCUCUUCCAGAGAGCAGCCCCAGCCGUGCUCCAUCAGUGAGGGCAUCUGUUGGUGAGCUCUGCUAAUUCAGUGUAGGUAAGGCAGUGUGGCUGCAUGUUUGUAAAAAGGAGCAAACAAGCAAAAAAAUGAAUGGGAGUUAAUAUCUGCUCGGGAGAUGUGGAUUGAUUUCCUGCUCAUCUGCCAAUCUUUAAUUAUUAUUAUGCAUCAUGGUAUUUAGUUUCCUAAACAAAAGGCAAUGAAAACCGAAUAGAGUAACAUCAGAUACCUCUAACUUGAUUUAGGUAUAACAGCUUUAUUAACUCAAAACUGAAACAUUCCAAGGGAGCUACUGCAGAUCCAAGGGCUCUGUGUUGACUUUGGGAAGCCCCCAUCAUGCUGCCCAGCCAGGGCCGGCUCCCAGUGGAAGCAGCAGUUUCCUCCUGCAGCAAAGUGCCCGGGGUUAAAGCUCCUUGGGUCUCAUUUGGGGCACUGGUUCUCUUCACUCUGAGAAGUGCCCGUACUUCAACAUCCAUUAGUGCCUUAUCUCUGCAAGCCUGCCCCGCUCCUGCUGCUCUGCUGGGCGCCGUAGGGAACGUCACACUGCAGCACUCGGUGGCCCUGUCAUUCCUUGUGCAUGUCAUGGCUUCAUCGUGUGUCUCGUUAGUUAAUUAGAUGACAGAAGAGCGAGUGGCACCAGUCAGAGCAGCGCUACAGAAUGUGUGAAAAUGUCAAAUGAGCUCAUGGAGUGAAGCCCAAGGUGCUGCCCGUUGUGAGAGCCCACGUUGGGCAGCUUGUUCCAGUCAGGAUGAGCACGGCCUGACACAUGGCCUGCACUGCCUGGUCUGUGCUGUCUGUGGACCCAGCUGUGCCCCAGUGGGACCUUAUUUUUCAAAGAACACGUUCCUCAGACAAAAAUCACUAUUCCUAUUGGAGAGGGAGGUGAAAGCCAGAGGUUAAUGGACUUGAAGGCUGGAAGAUGCUGUCCCAAUGGCUACACAGCCUCCUGCCCACACUCCCCCAUGUGUUUCAUGCACCGGGUGUGUAAGGGCAGCAAGUUUGCCCUGCAGUGACAGCCAGGCUUGGCUUCAUAAUGGUAAGAAGCACACCUGCAUUCGUAGCAAGCUUGCUCAGUUUUUAUUAUCAGCACCUUGCUUAUAGCCUGAGUUUAUCUCGCUGCACUUCCUAAUCCCUCCAUCUUUUCAUUCCUUUGGUUAUCAGCUUAGGCAACCUUCUGCAGCCAGAAAUGGUUCUCCUGAACAACGCACACGCGAUCCGAGAGAAGACACAGCCACGCCAUCCUGGCACUGGGUGGGCUCUGCUGAGGGGCUGCUGCAUCCUCACAGGGGUCACGUCCUCAUAUAGAGCCUCCCUGGGAAUGGGCUUUGGUCCCUUGCAUGUUUCUCCUCGGGAGCUUUGGGCACCAGCUCUGUCCUCCUGCAGCCUGGGGCAGGGUGUACACCCACAGGGGAUGCAGGGCAAUGUAUGAAGGCAGGAAAAAGCUCCCAGUGCAACACGCCUUCUGCAAUUUGCUUUUCUGCUCAUGCUACAAUAUUGAUUUCAAAACCCCUCUCCUGCUUAUUUAGUUCUGAAGUGGAGCAGCGCGCCGAUGGGCUGGGAGCAGCUCCCGAGUCGAGGGAGUGUAUCGUACAUGGCUAAUUGUAUGGUCUGCACUGCCUUUUAUCUUAGCUUGCAAUUCAUUUAGCAGCAGAUCUCUCUGUUCGUCAGUUUUGAUUCCUGGGGUACCAGAUAAUUUCAUUUGCAGAUGGAUUUUAUGCUUUCUGAUACUUCAGUAACCCCAUUUGGUAUAAGCACAGCUCUUCAUUUCCCUGCGAGGACGCGGACAACGAGCAGGAGCUGAGCACAAAAACAGCCAUUUAUUUAACCAGCGAGUACAAUUUCCCGUGCCCCGUUUCUCACCAACCUCACCAGCCUCUGUGCAGGUGCCACAUGCAGGUGAGGCAGACAUGGCUCGUUUCCAGUUCUGUUUGCAGGUAGCAUUUUCUCUGCACUGUGCUGCAGGACAGCGUGGAGUGGACACCCACUGCCUAUAUCUCAGGGAUGAGCUGCUCUGCAGAGGGACUCACGUGUUGCUGACUGCAGUGCUACGGGCUUCGGUGUAUGGGAUGCAUUGGACCUCCUGUUGCUGCAGUGACGUGAGCCUUCCAGCCUCCCUCAGCAAUCAGCAAAAUGCAGUUUGUAAACGUUCUCCUUUUGUUACUUCUUCUACGUUAUAAACCCGUAAGCUGUUACAGAGGCACACGCUUUGAUUGCUGCAUUCUCUUUCUGUCCUCAGCCGUGGGAUCAGAGAGCGAGAAAAGCUUCAUCCCAAAUAGCUCCCGAUUACCAUUUACACUCCUUACUUCUUGUCCUCUCGGAUCGAUACUGCUCUUAAGUACUGCAAAUUGGAGGAGAGCCAUCAAAAUGCUCUAUUUUCACAACAGACGUACGAUGAGAUCACCGGCUCCGAGCCACCAACCCCUUUAUGUCAACGAUUUCUCCAAAGGAACUUUCCGUGUCAUUUCCGAUACCACUUUCAAAGACAAAUAGCAGGAAGUGCUCUUUGAAUCCCAACGUGACUUCUCACGCUGGAACACGUUGGUUAAUUUGGACGGCAGCAGUAAAAUGUGUUGAAAACGAUGGAAAUACCAUAAACCAGCACAGAAAGUGAGCCCAUUUCAAUCCUCCAGAAGAGACCAGCAUGUUUUGUUUGUUAUAUUCUUCAUAUAUCCACAAGUUAAUGAAGAGUGGGUUUUUUUUCCUUUCAUUUUUUUCUCUUCAUCAGUCAACAUGGGUUGGUUUUCCUCUCUCUAUUUUUUUUUCUUUAUUGAGGGGAAGGAACUGCGCAGAGGAAAGGGAAUCAAAGGGAAAGCUCUUGGAAGGCCAUGAGAGCCUUGAAAGGAGAGCAGCCUCCUGCACACUGGGCAAGGAGGUGGCAGCCUGCAGGUUGGUGACAGCAGUGUUUCGGGCCCCGCCAUCCCCGUGAGCACCCCCAGUGUCAGAUGUCCAAGCCAUGGGGCACAGCAGAGCAGCAGAAGAGCUGAGUGGAGAAGGGUGUUGGAGCGGCUGCAUUGCAAAAUGGCUCAUUUUCCUUUGAGAUUAAUUGGCUGGAUUCUGACGAAACCUGUUAUUUAACUGAACACCGCCGCCUGCUUAAUUGAGUUCUGUGCAAAGCGCUCCCAGAAACUGGAAGCCUUCCCCCCUCCUCCAGCGCCUGUGUUCAUCUCCAUCCAGGGAAAUUCAUGAGAAUUUGUUAAAAAAAAACACACAAAAAACAUUGGCAACUCAGAGCCAAAGGCAACAGGCCUCUCAACAUGUCCAAAUACAAACUGUUCUAAUGAAUGUCUGCUGUCAAAUGGCCAGGACAAAAAAAAAAAGGAGAAACAGGACAGCAAACGGAGCUACAACUUCAGCAGUCACCUGCUGAAGGAUCCUGUGAAUCAAAGAGGAGUAACCGCCCACCCCUGCUCUGCCUACAGUGAUUCAAGGCAGACAGCAUCAGCUUGAUGCCCCGGGUCUUACAUUUUGUAAUGGAAAGUUAGCUGGAGAGAGAGUGCACCACUUGGUCCUGGAUGGUGGUGUGCGGGCAACGCCUCCAUCAGCAGCAGGAAGAGGAAUGGGAACCAGCCCAUCCUUGGGGUCUCCUGCACCACAGCACAGCCUGGGUCUUCAUACAGCAGAGAACAGCCUGCUAUGUACGUUCAGUGCAUAUUCCCCAUGCAUUUGGCUCGCAGGCUCUGCCCCAGUGGCUCUGGGUCCUCUGCCACCGUGCCAUGGGGCUGUGCAGCACUCAGAGCAACCACAUCAAUAUUCAUCUCUUUGUAAAGAUGACCUGCCCCUGCUGCUCAGAGUCACUUCAGAUUAUUCGUAUCGAUCCAGCACUGUUAAUGAUUAAAUACAAUGUUCUUCAAAGCUUGCAUUUAACAAGAAAGCUUGAUUGGAUUUACUGUUUUGAGGUUGGGUGUGUUGUUUUCCGUUAUUUUGCUUCCCCCCUUGUCUUUGUGGAACAUCGUGUCAUUUUGCAAAUGAAGAAUUACCCUCUUGCCUUUUAUUAAAAGCUUCCUUCUAAAGGAUUCACAUUGCGUUGCUGAAUCAGAUGGAUGCUGUGUUGCAACACCCACUGCCACCUCAGUCCACCCCCCGCCAGCCACCCGCAGUGCAGGGACAUCGGGUGUAGGGGUACCAGCUCUGGGUGCUGCCACCCUACAACAAGUCCAUGCCCACACCCCUCCGGGCUCAGCAAAUCAGCAGUGCUGGGGUCAGCGGUACCCAAAGCCCUCUGUAUUUUUCAGGAUCGUUAGAAAAGAGACGUUGACAUUUGUGUCCCAGCUUUUGUCAGCUGGGACAAACAACCACAACAUCUGAUGCCAGUCCUGGAGAACGUUCCAUGCCUUUAAAGAGAAAAUCAAAAGACAAAAGCACCAAAAGAAGUUUAGCUGAUGUUCUCCAUUUGCAACGCUGAGAGGGCAACCUGAAAACCCCAGCACAACCUACAGUGCAGUUUUACCUUUGUGUUUCCACCGUCCAUCCAAAUGCCAUCCUCCAUUGGGAAUGCACGGAAUUGGAUCUGAAGGAGGAAUAAGCUCCAUGCACCAUGAUGCAAUUGCUGCACACCCCUGGGGAAGUGCUAUGGGAGAGUUUCACUGCAAAAAGAGCUGUCAUUGCAUUUAUUUUUCUGCUUGUCUGAGUGAGAAAACAAGGCUCAAUCACACAUUGUAAGAGAAGAAAAACAAGGAGAGGACAUGGCAGUGAAACCAUCGAGCUAGCACUUGUUAGUAGCAGUUUGAAAGGAAGGGAAAUCAAAGUUCCAGUGAGAAGUCAGUGACCUGGCAAAGCACAGCCACGAAGCAGCAGCAGAGGACAGCCCACCAGGAGCCCUGUGCUGCCCACUGGGGAGGGUGCUGUGCAGUGCCACUUGGGCUGAGGACAGAGCGCACAGCAGCCCCAGCGCUACCCAUAGCAGCAGCAGAGCUGUGUACCCAUGGGCAUGUGUGUGUUUGUGCCCAAGUCCCCACGCCUGAUAGGAGAUGGAUAAAUAGAAGUGACCCAGAGGUCUGGGGUUACAUCUGCUUAGACUCAAUGACUCGAAAUCCAUUUCAGGCUCCUUGGAGGCCCUGUUCAGCGCUGUCAUGCUGGAGCCAGGAUAUUAAGGGCACCUGUCAGGGCUAUUUCAGGAACCAGAGGCCUCCCUCCCCUGCAUGCUGAGCUCACGGCGUAUCAGAUGAGGUCUGCUGGAGCAGUACACAUGGAAAGUCUGGUUUUCCAGUGAGAAGUCUGGAUGAGAAAGUGACUUUCUGAGCCCCCUUGUCACUGACGGCUCCAGCUCUGACCAUGACACCAGGAUACAGAUGGGGGCAACCAGGCUUGCUCUUCAUUGAGGGCUAUUUCUACAAAUACCUCAUGUUUUCUCUUUCUAACCGCUGCCACAGGCUUCAGUUCCCCCUCAGCAUGACCUGAGCUGACCUCAGGCACAUCCGCAUGGCCAUUUGGGCUCCAGCACAGCCUGUCCCUGCAGGGCCGUGGUAAUAGAGCCUGCAGCCAGAGCACACUUGGCUUGAUCCAGAACAGCCUGGGGGGGAAGAUAAAUAAGGGAGGGACAGAGUGUUUUAAUACAGGAGACAAAAUAAACAUGUUAAGUGCUCUAUAUGCAAAAGCAGGAGGAAUCCCACCGCCUCAGGAAUGUUCCUGCUGUGACUUGCAUGUGGAACAAACCCUCUUCAAAGGCUUCAUCACUGAAUGUUUCCCUCUGCAAACCCUGCUUUCCAGGGCAGGGAAAGUCUCUGUCACACAGCCAGCUCCUCGUUGAGGAGCUUUGGACGUAAGUGCUCCUCCUGGCCGUCACAGAACCAAAGGCACUUCAGCCUCAUCCUGUUCUUUCUUUUCUCAGAGGGGAUACGGGAAAAACACUCAGCAGAGCUUUAUAUGUCAUGGAGAGAUGUUCAAAAUCACAAGUAGUUGCAGAUAGAGAGCUUCAGACUGUGGUCAUGCAUGCAGCCAUGACUCAGUUGCUGACUGACAGAGCCCUGCCUUCCAGCAGGCUCAGCCCCACACCUAGCACGGUGUGCUCAGCCUGGUUCCCAGCUCUCCUUACAGACACCUGCAGAUGAGCAGGCAGCCAGAACACCCAGCAGCUGCUCCUGGCUCCUGAUGAGGAGCCCAUUGCUGAAGGGAGACCCCAUACUGCUCACCAGUUCAGAUCCAGGGCAAGAAAAACUCAUGCUCUUCACUGGUGCCAGCACAGAAUUCAGUUGUUUGGGAUGUACACGAAACAAAAGCAAGCCCUGCCUUCUUAGAGCAGCUUCUCUCUACACCUCCAGCAGUUCUGCCCUAAAGCCUUAUCCUCUGAGCUGGAUUACACAGUACACCCCCUUGAAAGAAACCUCCUCUUAGCACCUUCACUAACGUGCUGACCCACUCAUUAAAAACCCCAGCUGUCCAAUUUCCUCCACGCUAUACCCACCAACCCAGAGCUAUGGGGCAGGCCCAGCUGCAGAGAAUUUAAAGAUCCAUCUGUGCUGAGUGGCUGCAGGGCUGGUGGGAAGGCAUAAAGGUGUAAAGGGCUCUGGCAGAGCCUGUGCUUGCUUCUGACGUUGCUUAGCUAGAAUGGUCGGAGCUGUAAGAGAUGGAAGUGCUGCUUCAAGGCUGAGUUCCUCCUGGUGCUUCUGCUUAGAGAGCUCUGCUCUGUCUGCUGUGGAGGAGCCCUCAGUGAGUCCCCAUUGCGGGGACUGAUCACCUGUUUUGAUGUGAUUUGCUUAAUGGGAGCUGAACGAUCCAGAGCUCUGCUCCUGGUGCAGUAAAUGAUUCCCCUGCUUACAAAUCCUGUUGUAUCAGCAGGAGUGCUUUGUAUUGCUAAAAGCUGCAGCACUCACUAACACAGAGGUGUAUCUGCAGCUGAAACUCAUCCCUGUACUUGAGUGGGGAAAUGAUACUUUUCAACACUUUACAUCCAGAGCUGGAAGGGAAUUUCCCACUCAUCGCUCCUAUUGUUUCUCCUCACUUCAUCUUUAAAACUGUGGAGAGGGCAAAGGAAUGGAGGAGACGUCUGUACAGGUGAAGCUGGAGCUUCGUUCACGUGCAGGGCUUCGGGUGUCCCCUCCACCUGUGUGCACCAGCUCCGUGUCUCCACCUGCGUUGUGCACAGCAGGGCCGGGUCAGCAUGGGAUGGAGCACACGGGCAGGCAUGAAGGGCACUUCUGUCAUCAGACAGACAUCUGCCUGCAGCAGGACGGAGCCACGGACUCCUCCAGCAGGUGCUGCCCUGGAGAGAUUAACCCCCAAAAGGGGAUGGAAAAACAGCCCUGACGUGAACCUGCAUUCCCUGCUAGCAAGCCUGCAGAUAAAUUCGGGUGCAGUGCAGGCCCCGUGAGUCAGGUUCCUUUUUCUGCUGUCUGAUAAUACCACCCUGAGAAGGGUUAAGUGAGGUUGCAGGGGAGGUUUCCAGGAAAAAGCGUUGGUCUGAGGACUACUGGAGGGCCUGGUUAUGCCUCGGCACUGUAGGCGUGGAGUGAUGCUGGGUUUACACCUGUUGAAAUGGGGGUGAGAUGCUUUUUGGAUGUGACAGCCCACCCCAACCAGCAGCCAGCUCUCCAAAGGGACACCUUUCUGCAGCUGGGCCGAAGUCCCCACACCAGAGCUUUGCUGCUCCGGGAGAAAAGCCAUGCAGAAAACCCUGGGAAAAGCUGUGGCUGAUGAAUUGCUGCUGUGCAAAGUAAUCCCUUCAGCCUGGCAGAAUCUCUGUUUACCUCUUAGUGCCUAACACUACUGUUUGCAGGAGAUGGCCUUGCUGUGGCAGGGUCGUGCUCUCACCAGGUUAAAUUACUCAGCUAUUGACUGCGUUCAUUAGUCAGAUACUGACUCACCGUGAUGAAGAAAAUGAGGAGUGCUACAGCAUUACUUUAUUACUCAGUCUGCUGAAAGAAAACGGCUCCCCUUUUACCUCUCACCAAAAAGUUGAGUAUUCAAAAGAUCAGAAGUACAUCCCAGCAUGAAUCAGCCAGGAGGUGUGUAUGUAAGAUCAAAUGGAUCAUCAAUGCAAUUAGCAGCCUGGGUUCCCGCAGGGGUAGGUGUUUUACUUACAUACUCUGUUCAGUGUUACAUCUCCAUACCCCAUCCCCUCUGCAAGCCUUUCUUCUCAGGUAUUCCUUCCCAUCUCCCUGCUGUCACAAACAUCCCUCAGCUCCCAGCAGCAGCUCUGUAACCAACAGUGUAAAUUCCUUCUUCUCUCCUUCCCGAGAGAUGCUACUUUUAUUUAUCUUUUUUUUUUUUCCUUUUUCUGAUUAAUUAAGCCUACCUAAUUUUCUCAUUGCUGCUGCCUGCUCAGAUCAGAGGGAGGAAGCUCGGCGUGUUGGGCAGCAGCAGGGCGCUGGACCCCGGGUUACCCCCACGUGAAUACCCUAUCAGUGCAUGUGGGCCCAAGAGAAACAGCACUGAAGGAAUGAACCGUGAUGAGACUGUUAUUUUAUAGGACUUUCUGGAAAUGCCCAUGUCCCGUACAUAGAAUUAUCGUAGCCAGCAGCAGGAGGUGAUAAGCCAGGAGGACUCACCAAACGUCUGAGAGCUCCGAGCACACAAAUCUCCAUGGCAUGGGCUCUUACCCUCUGAAUUUCUGCCCAAUGGGAGGUAGGAAGCACUCCAGCGCUGCUGCCCAGGGUCCUCCCUGAACAAGGAGGAGACAGCUUGUAGGAGAGGAGGACUUGACACCUCUACUGUGUUGAAGCCAAGGUCUCCGACAGUGGCACCUGAUGUCCCAGAGGAAGAUGGAGAAUACAGAAAGCAAGCCCUGGGUGAGCGCAUAAGGUUUUCCUCUUCUUCAGCCAAGUUAAUAAUAGAGCAGGGUUCAAACCAAGAGAGCUGUGUUGUAUUUUAAGCUGAUCACAAUUCCUUCAGGGGAGCCAAUAGAAUACACACAACUGGCUGGUGCACUGGCAGUGAGAUGGCUGCAGAAAGCAGUGCUGGGGGAGGAAAGCCCCUCUUGCAUUGCGCUCUGAUACCCUCAUCUUGUUCAAUUUGGGACCUCCACCUCCCAGUGGGUGUGAUUAACCAGGACGAGCCUUCAUCAGCAUUUAGGAUAAAUGUGUGGAGCUCGGGACCAGAAUUGGCCAAGCUGGCAUAAGAGGGGUAGAAGGGCAUAAGAAAUGUCCCUGGGAGACACGUGUUAUGGAUGGAUAAUGUGAUGAAAUGGAAGGUGGGCUUUAAGGAAAUACAUCCCUAUGCCAGAAGGAGAGCAGGAAGACAUCUCCUGGGUGCAGCUCGGGCAGUUGCUCCAGCAGGCAGCUGGAGAGUGCUGGGCUAACAGACUUUAGAAAGAUGUUUUCUUCCUUCAAAGUUACCCAGUCAAGUGGUUUCCUAUUAAAAGUCAUCACAAAGACGUUGCCCUGAGGUUCACGUGGCAUCACCCAGUUGGCUCUGCAGUCCCCAGUUGUGCUGUGGUGAUGCUCUGGUACAUUCUGUAACUGCUAAUCAGCUCUAUACAUGCACAACCGCCCCAAGAAUCGAUGCUUAAAUAAACACUGGGAAUUAUGAGCUAA